AUGGCUAGCCCCGCGCGCCCCUGCAACCACACGGCCACACAGCCACAUCAGUACACAAGGUCUACUCGCAACGGGCAUGGCUGGCCCCUCGCGCCCCUGCAACCACACGGCCACACAGCCACGUCAGUGCACAAGAUCUACUCGCAACGGGCAAGGAGGCACAUGGCUGGACCCUCGCGCCCCUGCAACCACACGGCCACACAGCCACAUCAGUACACAAGGACUACUUGCAACGGGCGAGGAGGCACAUGGCUGGCCUCUCGUGCCCCUGCAAUCACACCAACACACGGCCACGUCAGUACACAAGAUAAAAUCAUUACAAAUUUAGAAAAGGAAACAAAACAGGAACAUUUGAUCGCUGAAGAGAAACAUCUCACUGAAGAGAAACAAAUACUAACUAAAGAACAAUUGCUCACAUUCAAACUUGAAAAAUUGGAGAAGGAAAAUGCAACUCUACUUCAACAAAUAAAAGAACUGGAGAAAGAGAACAACGUUCUAACUAAUAAAUUAAAUUUGACGAAUGAAGAAAAAAAUGAAAAGAAUAAUUCGUUUCGAUUGUAG
This is a messenger RNA of Gryllus bimaculatus (two-spotted cricket), 561 nucleotides long. Lineage: Eukaryota; Metazoa; Arthropoda; Insecta; Orthoptera; Gryllidae. The record is from the annotation of a GenBank genome assembly.